Messenger RNA from Wallemia ichthyophaga EXF-994, 2928 nucleotides. Its product is annotated as Plasma membrane ATPase. Gene Ontology annotation, cellular component: plasma membrane. Gene Ontology annotation, molecular function: P-type proton-exporting transporter activity; ATP hydrolysis activity; ATP binding. NCBI's taxonomy places the organism in Eukaryota, Fungi, Basidiomycota, Wallemiomycetes, Wallemiales, Wallemiaceae. The record is from RefSeq and is a predicted model, not a curated record. The transcript is spliced from 3 exons. The coding region runs from base 1 to 2928 and encodes 975 amino acids. Gene Ontology annotation, biological process: proton export across plasma membrane; regulation of intracellular pH.
AUGUCUACCCAUGAUGAAAAACCAGUAAGAGAGGGUGAAAUUCCUUCAAAGGAGCAAGUGCCUCAAGAGGAUGAUGAAUCACCUGGAGCUGAGUACUCGGCUUUGGUCAACUACAUUCAAAAUGUUGAACUUAGAAAGGGUGAUGACGAAGCCCAAGAGGAAGACGACGUUACUUACAAACGCAAAUGGUAUGCGCCUUGGAAAAAAGUUGAAAUUAGACAACAAGGCGCAACUGUUCCUCCCGAUUGGCUUACUGCCACUCACGCUUCAGGUGGUUUAAAGUCAUCCGACGUUGAACCACGCCGUAAGCGCUUUGGUUUCAACGAAUUAGAAUCUCCAGAAGAGAAUCACUUCCUCAAAUUCCUUGGUUUCUUCAGAGGCCCUGUUCUCUACGUUAUGGAAGGUGCCGUCGCUCUUGCGGGUGGUCUUCGUGAAUGGGUCGAUUUCGGUGUCAUUAUUGGUAUUCUUCUCCUCAACGCUUUCGUCGGUUUCUAUCAAGAAAAACAAGCUGGUGAUAUUGUGGCCCAACUUAAAGCUGGUAUCGCUCUGCGUACUACCGUUGUCCGCGACGGUCAAGAGACUGAAGUCGAAGCACGCGAACUUGUUGUUGGUGAUAUCGUCGUUAUUGAAGAAGGUGCGACAAUUCCAGGUGAUUGUGAACUUCUUGCGGACUACAAGGAUAAGGAUGGCUCAAAAGCUGCCGACAUCCUUCAAAAAGUCAAGGAAGACGCAAAGAGAGAAAAAACUGACGACGACGAAGAAAAGUUCGGCAAAGGUCCAUCAAUUUUGGCCGCUGAUCAAUCCGCUAUUACUGGUGAAUCCUUAGCUGUUGACAAGUAUGUUGGUGACAUUGCUUUCUACACCACCAUCUGUAAGCGUGGUAAGGUUUAUGCACGUGUCAAGAUGAGUGCACCAAUCUCUUUCGUCGGUAAAACUGCUGCCCUUGUUUUAGGCUCGAACGACAAGGGUCACUUCGUUAAGGUCAUGAACAUUAUCGGUGGUACUCUCUUGGUUCUUGUCAUUGUCUUCUUGUUCGCUGUCUGGAUUGGUGGUUUCUUCCGUAACGUAGAGAUCGCCCAACCAAGAGACAAUAACUUACUUGUCUACACUCUUAUCUUCGCUGUCAUUGGUGUCCCAGUUGGUCUUCCAGUUGUUACCACCACUACUCUCGCCGUCGGAGCUGCUUAUCUGGCUAAGCAACAGGCCAUCGUUCAACAACUCACCUCCAUCGAGUCUCUCGCCGGUUGUGAUAUUCUCUGUUCCGAUAAGACUGGUACCCUUACAGCCAACAAACUUUCUAUUCACGAACCAUACACGGCUGAAGGUGUCGACAUGGACUGGAUGAUGUGUGUUGCUGCUCUUGCCUCAUCGCACAACGUCAAGUCUUUGGACCCUAUCGACAAGAUCACCAUUUCUACCCUUAAGGAAUACCCUCGCGCCACCGAAAUGCUUAAGACUGGAUGGAUCACCAAGGACUUUAGACCUUUCGACCCAGUGUCCAAGCGUAUUACUUCAAUUGUUGAGCGCGACGGUGUUACCUACACUUGUGCCAAGGGUGCUCCAAACUCUAUUCUCAAGAUGUGCAACUGUCCACCACAAAUUGCUCAAGCAUUCCGUGACCAAACUAUGGAGUUUGCUUCUAGAGGUUUCCGUUCCCUUGGUGUUUCAGUUCAAGAAAACAACGGUGAUUGGCAAGUUCUUGGUUUACUUCCUAUGUUCGAUCCUCCACGUCACGAUACUGCUGCCACUGUUGGUGAAGCGAUUAAGCUCGGUGUUGGUGUGAAAAUGUUGACUGGUGAUGCCGUUGCUAUCGCUAAGGAGACUUGUAAAAUGCUCGGUAUGGGCACUAAGGUUUAUGACUCUCACAGACUUAUUGGUGGUGGUUCUAUGGCAGGUUCUGAAAUGCACGACUUCAUUGAAUCCGCCGAUGGAUUUGGUGAAGUUUUCCCAGAACACAAGUACCAAAUUGUUGAGAUGCUUCAACAUCGUGGUCACUUGACGGCCAUGACUGGUGAUGGUGUUAACGAUGCCCCAGCCCUUAAAAAGGCCGAUUGUGGUAUUGCAGUCGAAGGUGCUUCAGACGCUGCUCGUUCAGCUGCUGCCGUUGUUUUCCUUGACGAAGGUCUUUCAACCAUUAUUACUGCAAUUAAGGUCGCUCGUGAAAUUUUCCACCGUAUGAAGGCUUACAUUGUUUAUCGUAUCGCUCUCUGUCUUCAUUUGGAAAUCUACCUUACACUCUCUAUCCUCAUUAUGAACGAAACUAUUCGUGCAGACUUGAUUGUCUGGAUUGCAUUGUUCGCUGAUUUAGCCACAGUCGCUGUUGCAUACGAUAAUGCCCCAUACGCACUUACUCCAGUUUCGUGGCAAUUACCAAAGAUAUGGAUCAUGUCAACUGUUCUUGGUGCAAUUCUCGCAGGUGGUACUUGGAUUCUUAGAGGUACGCUUUUCCUCAACAGCGGUGGUGUUAUCCAAAAUUGGGGUGGUAUCGAGCACAUUCUCUUCUUGGAGGUUUGUCUCACUGAGAACUGGUUGAUUUUCUUAACCAGAACCGGUGCUGGUGAAUUCAAGUGGCCAUCAUGGCAAUUGGUUGGUGCUAUUGGUGGUGUAGAUAUCCUUGCAACUCUCUUCACCCUGUUCGGUUGGUUCCACGCUGAAGAUGACAUGCACAACGGUCACACCGACAUUGUCACUGUUGUUAAGGUUUGGUGUUUCUCUAUCGCUGUUAUGGUUAUCUGUACCCUUGCGUACGUUAUCAUGAACAACUGGAAGUGGUUGGACAACCUCGGAAAGAGACAAGUUGGAAAGGUAGACAGACGCGUUGAGGACUUCAUGAACGAGUUGCAACGUAUCACUAUCGUACAUGAAAGAUCUGAUAGAGAUGUCUACAGACUCUACGGUAGAUCUCAAGGUCUUGAUUCCGACAGUUAA